This is a messenger RNA of Colletotrichum siamense, 927 nucleotides long. RefSeq lists its product as uncharacterized. The transcript has 3 exons. The record is from RefSeq and is a predicted model, not a curated record. Gene Ontology annotation, biological process: adenylate cyclase-activating G protein-coupled receptor signaling pathway. Gene Ontology annotation, cellular component: plasma membrane. Lineage: Eukaryota; Fungi; Ascomycota; Sordariomycetes; Glomerellales; Glomerellaceae. The coding region runs from base 1 to 927 and encodes 308 amino acids. Gene Ontology annotation, molecular function: G protein-coupled receptor activity.
AUGAACGAGUCGAUAGACCAUUACGACUCGGAUAACUCGCCUUACUCGAUUCGCCCAUUGCCUCCAGUCCUUCGUCAUGGCCUCGCCGCCGUGGCGGCGAUGGGGUUCUUCUCCUUCUUCACCAGUCUCGGCUUAUUAACGUUCCUGACGUACAAGCUGAUAACAUGGCACAACGGGCCACCGAGGGAAGAAAAGAAGGAUCCUAUAGCAAAGGUCGAAUCGCCACCGCCGACGGAGGCUGCGUUUAUAAUUCCGAACGAGUGGUCAGCAUCCCAGCAAGAGUUAUCGGAGAAGCCGACGAAAGAGACAUGGAUACAACGAGCGAUCAACGAGCCUCCAAACCAGUUUUUGGUUCUAAUCUUCAACCUUCUACUGGCCGACAUACAGCAGGCAUUGGCUUUCUUGUUGAACGUGGAGUGGCUUACAAGAAAUGCGAUUGAGGUGGGAACGAAAACUUGCUGGACGCAAGGAUGGUUUAUCUCGACAGGCGACCUCGCCUCCUCCGUCUUCAUCACGGCUAUCGCCAUGCACACAUACAUAUCAAUCGUCAGAGCAAAGAUGCUGCCAACAUGGGCAUUUCACACCGCCAUAGUCAUGAUGUGGGGUUUCGUGUACGGCACCGGAAUCCUCGGCGUGAUUGUCACGGAGAACGGCAAGAAUGACGGCGGCUUGUACGUUAGAGCAGGGGCAUGGUGCUGGAUCAACUCGAAGUAUCAGGACAUACGACUCACCUUACACUAUCUAUGGAUCUUCAUUUCUCUGAUUGAGUGGUGGGGUUGUCCCCUGUUGUGGCUCUCCCGCGCCCGAGCCAGCUUGCUGCGGCUCAUCAACAUGCGGAGAAACAUCAAGCUGCAGUGGAACGACCUGUGUUGGAUCGAAUUCUGGAAGAGCAUCAUCUUGCAGGAGCGGAAGCACCUCAACAAGUAA